AUAGCCAUUGCAAACUCAAUCAGACUACUUGCAAUAACUCAGUACGUUCACCCGCUGCGUCUCCUUGAACUGUCAUUGGAAAUGCUUUAUGCAUUGUAAUCGACUAUCUAUACAACUGCAGACAUAACCUGCGCACUCUUAGCUCUGAUCUGCACCGCAAGCGCCUCCCAUCAAGUACCGAGAGAGCGAAACCCGCGCAGAGCAAGCGCGAUAGGCCUACUAGGAUGCUAUCGUCAGCGCGUCGCCUCCUAGCCACUGUGGCCGAGCAGCGGGCUCUGGCGAAGGCGGACGCGCCUGCUGCGGCAGCACAACUGCGUGCCCGAGCCGGCCUCGCCUCUGUCUCGUGCUGCGGCAGCACCACUGCCACCAUCACCACCCGGCUUGGCGCUACCGGCAGCUGGCGGCACAUGUCCAGCGCAGCUGACAGCACCUCCUCCUCCUCCUCCUCCUCUUCCUCCCAGCAGCAGCAACCCCCUGCCCAGCAGCAGCAGCAGCCGGAGGCGUCAACCAGCUCGGCCGCCGCGUCCUCCCCGGACGGCCCCAUGAGUGAGGUGGUGCAGCAGCUGACUAAGGCCUCGCCCACGGGUCGCUUGCUAGACCUCUUCACGCCCUCACAGCAGCAGAUCCAGACGCUGCAGAGAAGCCGGGGGCCCGGCCGGGGGUCGCGCUCGGGGACGGGGCCAGCGGGGCCGGCGGCGGGCACGGGCGUGCAGGCGGCGGAGGCAGCGGCGCCGCUGACAGCUGACAGCGAUGUGUUGGAGGUGCUGAUGCGCGCAGUGGACAACUGCAAGCCGCUCAUGAAGGUGAUCCAGAGCAAGGCCGGCACGCGUGUGGUGUACCAGCCCCGGCCGCUCAACCCCGACCAGUCCACCAACUUUGCAGUCAAGUGGAUCCUGCAGGCGGCACAGAAGCGCCGCGCCGGCGCCAAGGGCGUCGCGGGUGCUGCCAGCAUGGCUGAGGCCCUGGCGGUGGAGCUCCUGCUGGCGGCGCAGCGCAAGGGCGGCGCGCGGGCGCGGCGGGACGAGGUGCACAAGCUGGCGCUGGACAACCGGGCCAACCUGCGGCGGUAAUAGAUGUAUGGGGAUGAGCGGGCAGGUGAUGACUGGAGGUGGUGGGGCGGAUGAGCAGGGCGAGCCGACCUGCGGUGAUGGGGAUGAGCAGCCGGGCCGGCCGGAUGUGGUGGUGGUACGGCCGGGCCAGGCAAUCGCACCGCUAGCCAGCGAUGGCCGGGCCAGACACCUACCUGUGCGGGCGGGGCUAUGCUAUCUAGGGUAGAUUGAUUGAGGCGGCGGCGAACAGGCCGUGGAACGGGAGGCGCAGGGGUGCGCGAAGGUGUGGAUGGAUGCACUUGCAGCCGCCGAUGAAUACCGCGGAAUAAUUGGCAGGGGACGCGUUGGUGCAGCAGGAAGGCACCAUGGCGGGGUACCGCACGCAGGCUGGGGCCUCAAUCUGCAAGGGUGGCGCGUUUAUGGACAGCGCACAGCAGUUGUGCGUGUUGUUGACAUGGUAGGCAGGUGGUGUCACGGACUCACGUUAUAUAAUUGUUGUUGGCUUGUGACAGGCAGGUGCAUGCAUGGUCAGGCAGCCGAUAGGCCUAUCGGCUGCCGUAGGCCUAUCGGUGCGUGGCCAUGUGUGCCGACCGCCCUCACUUGAUUGGAGAAUGACGGCCAGGCGGUCCGUGGGCCACGGACCACGGGUACACUUUUACUCUGUACCGUACGUGCUGUAACAACUCACCAGC
Molecule: messenger RNA, 1741 nt
Organism: Chlamydomonas reinhardtii
Lineage: Eukaryota; Viridiplantae; Chlorophyta; Chlorophyceae; Chlamydomonadales; Chlamydomonadaceae
Exons: 3
Coding region: 225-1070 (281 amino acids)
Biological process (GO): translation; ribosomal small subunit assembly
Cellular component (GO): ribosome
Molecular function (GO): mRNA binding; rRNA binding; structural constituent of ribosome
Source: RefSeq, a predicted model, not a curated record